AUGGGGACGCUGGGGAAGGCGAUCUACACGGUGGGCUUCUGGAUCCGAGAGACGGGGCAGGCGAUCGACCGGCUCGGUAGCCGCCUCCAGGGAAGCUAUUACUUCCAGGAGCAAUGUAAAUACCACUCCUUCCUUGAUGAAUGCGUUUCUUUUUUAUCGCCCCUUUUUCUGUUCUUGUCCUUGUCUCGCUGAACCAAGCGCCGUGAGAUUCUGCUGUGUUGGGAACUAGGCUGGAAGUCUUAGGGUUAUGUUAUCUGAAAGAAAAUUGCCCCUGGCAAGAUGAGGCUGCAGUUUUUCGCCUAUGCUCGGUCAUAGUCUCUGGAAAGAAGUUCUCCUGUAGUCGGAUUCAAUGAAUGUAUUCAUUUAACUUGAGUUGUUGACCUGUGAAGGCUGGUUGGAGGGAUCAUGUCAUUAUUUACCCCCUCUUAGAGACCCGCAGUUUCCGACGACAUAUGAAAGGGGCAUAAAAUGAUGAUAUUCAUGGAUUACACUUCCAUCGGUUAUUCUUGUUAAAUUAUUCUACUGAACAAACUUUCGUUCUUCUUUGAAAUGCCAUUGAAUGAGUGAUUUUUGGGCACUUUAUCUUUGUCCUCUUUAUCUCAUGUGCUUGCAUAUCUCAUCAAUUAUUCGGAAUUGGUAUAUUCUAGACCUCAUCUCAUUGCAAAGUCGAAUCAAAGCAUAGGCGUAUCCUAAUUUUACCUAAUAUGAAGUGAAGGGUGGGGUCAGGUGUCCCUAACUUUCACAGCAAUGUCUACAGUAAAUUAUGUGUACUCGUCACAUAGGCAUCGCUGUCCUUUUUGAGACAUCUAGAAGUUCAGCAACUUUGGCAGAAAAUGUUCCCCGGCAUUUUCCCACUUCAUAUCCGUCAAUAUAGGGGGGAAUAAUUAUAAGGCAACGUCCUUAAUAAAAGUGUAGGUUAUGGGAACGCUUCACUUGAGAGAAUUGAUUAUGGAAGUAGACAAGAUGUCUGCCGAAAUUAAGCAGAUUUGAAGGAAUCUUUAAGACUUCAACAGAACCAACGCUCCCUUUUCCAUCUUCAACUGCUCACAUAUGCCUAAUAAUAUGGAUAUGGAAGCAAAAAUUGCAUUGAUUGGUCUUUGCCCAGUGUAAUGCUAGCCAAGACAAGCCAGUAUAUCAGUAAGGUAUGAAACUCUCUUAAAUCCAGUCUGUUCACGCUGAACCUUGUUAACCUGUCCUCAAUCAGAAUAUGAUUUUAUGAUCUAUGCUUCUAUCUUCUGUUUAUUAUCCUCUAUAAUUCAUGCCAGGCGAACCUAGGUUUUCUUUUGCUUCAUUUUCUUUCAACAUCUCGUCUUUGUUCAUGUGAGAAAAACAAAUACACACUUUUGCGAGGGAAAUGUUGCUGCCGUAUCUCAAGCCAUUGUCAACAGCAUUAUCAUGUUGAUCCUGGUUUAGAAGUUGUAUUGUGCCUGCAGAUAGGAUCCUCCGGACAGAAAAUGCGAGCCCCUGAGGUUGCUUACAAUUGUGAUGAUGGCAAUAGGAGUCCACAAUGGAAGGAUGACCUCUUAUGCGAGUAGUUUUGGUAUCAGUAAGAUUUCUUUUGAUAAUUGAACGAGGUGCUAAAUUAUUGACUCAUUUUUCAAAGUAGCUGUCAACAGGAUGACUAUCUCCUUGGCAUUAGCUUGUUAUGGGAAAAAUUAUACAGGAGGGCAUCCCAUUAGACCAUAACUCAAAUUCGCCUGUUUGUAUUUCUUUGUCGUAAUGCCAUGAAGUCUAUGAAACCCAGAAAUCACUCGGGUCUUUUUAUGGUACGUUCUAGGAAUGAUUCAUGUGACCUCGUGAGAAACUAUGAGCCACCAGCUCAUGGAGAGAUUAUAUUUUCAAGGUAGAUGGAAACUUGAUUGAGUUUAAGGUUUUAUAUGUCAGUGAUGUAAUUUAUUUAGUUUUCAUGAACAUCUGUAGGGAAAGAAACUUCUAAGAUUAUGAGAUAAAGGGCAGUAACGAAAAAUUAUUUCUGAUUGUGAUUGUUCAAGAUCAAAGUUUAACUGACAACUAUUUCUGGUUUUUUUUUUUAAAUUUACUUUUUGGCGAUUGAUUGGUGGAAGAUAUCUACGCAGUGCUCAUCUUUUCUUAAAAGUCAUGUUUACUGCUCUUAACUCUUCUUAUGCCAUUGAGGCGAGGCAGAAUUUUAUUCAUCUUCUGCUUGGGAUCUGUUAUUUUUUGUAUUUUUUAUUUUUCAAUCUUAUCUUUUAACAGAUUUUUGAUAUUAUGUAAAUGCUAUUAAGGACCGUCCUACUUUCUAUGAUGUUUGAUACUGUUAAUUGCUACAUUUUGAAACUGGGAUGAAAUGCUGAUGUCAUUGAAGUACGUGAUAUUCCCUUGAAGAUUAAUUGGUUGUCAGCACACAUUUUUCUCCGUAGCAUUCAUGAGAUCUGGAUGGUUGAAGCUUGGACUUCAGGGUUACCAUGAAUAUUCUGAAAACUGAGAUUGAAAGGAUUUAUAGUUUGGAAUUUUUAUGUCAUUUUAUUAUUUCUUGCAUUUUCUCUCGUAUAGCUGCAUGCAUAAAACUGUAUUUGAACUUUAUGUUUCAGCCCUAGGCACAACUAAUAUCUUUGAACUUAUUCCAAUAUGAUGAAGAAACAAAUGUUGUUAGGUAUUCUUCCCAUGCGAAGUAUGACAUUUGCAGCGAAUCUUGCCCAAUUUGGCUAACUCUUAUGGUUGUAGCGGCAAGGGUUUAUACCUCAUCAAUGAAGAUAGCUUUAGGAUUUAGGGGUUCGGAAGAGGUUUUGAUUACUCGUAAAUAAUCUGAUGCCUAAUCGUUCCUCACCUUUCCUUCUUCCCGCUGUAUAAUUUUGAUAAUUUACAUUUUUCGCCAUUGUUCCCAAUAUAGUAAAACAAGCUCGUCUUCUUGCUUUUGCUCUUCCCCAAUUUCUGUCAAGGUUUUGGUUAGCCGCUAGUAUGACAUUAUUUAUCGGCUGCUAGCCUUGUAUAUUUAAGUGCAACUGCACGGGGCCAAACGACACUAUAACAAAUUCUUUGCACGGAUAGUGGCCGUUGUUUAGAUUAUUUGAUAUACCCGUAGCAGAGAUUUGAUCCUUUAAGCGCUAAUGUUUUCUCCGUUUUUUUAAUGAGACACACAUGGGCCAGAUUGUACGAUCCCACUUACGAAAUGUUGAGGUGAACAAUUGAUUGUGGAGGAGCCAUGCUACAAGGCUGAAAAAAAGUCGUCAUUGCUUGCAGACAGAAAGUUUGUUUAUCUGGACGAUACGCUUGAAAGAAACCUCAAAUCAUCUGAAUAAGGACCAUGGAAUCCUAUAUUAUGUAGUAAGUCUAGUAGCGGACUUAAACUCUUGGAGCAUGGUAUGAGUUGCAAUAUUUGGAGUUGCUGAUGAAACUUGGUGUGUAGAUUGGAGUGGGUAGCAUUCCAUUAUUUCUAUGUUGUGAGAGAUUUUAUCUACUUUUAUAAGGAAUGUAGAACUCUCUGCGUGUCGAUGCAAUGCUUUUUCAAUGGAUGAUGAACCUGUUCAUUCUUUAACAUAGUUAUCCUUUAUUGAUGAUGUGUUAUCAUCCUAUUUACAAAAACAUGCUUAAUAGCAUAUCGGGUUGAUCCUCGUUUAAUGUUCAUUGACAUAUGUUUUUCUGUUCGAUUUGACAUUGACGGAUGCGCAUAUCAUUUUCAGUGUCCAGGCAUCGGACUCUCAUGAACAUAUUUGAUAAAGUCCCCAAUGUUGAUAAGGAGGCCUUUGUGGCUCCAAGUGCUUCAGUUAUUGGGGAUGUUCAGGUCGGACGUGGGUCUUCAAUCUGGUACGGGUGUGUUUUAAGAGGUAUGGUAGUACUUAUUUUAAGCUGAUAAAUACGUUCGAUUUCUUCAUUACGAUAUAUGGAUUGUCUGUCGGGGAUGUUUGUUUUCCUCAUUCGUAUAAAAUGCUACAUUCCUGAUGUCAUGACAUAAAUGACUAACGUACAGUGUUCUUUACAAUGCGAGACAUAAAUGACUAACGUACAUGUUCAACAUAGAAAAAAAUGCGAAAUAGACUUGACUCUCCACUGGCAUGGUGAAGAGAGGAUAUUCUCAGAUAUUUUGGGCUUCAUAUUGUUCUAUAGUACUUCAUGAAAGGAAUUAAGUGCUUUUAAGGGGGUUUUUUCUUUUUCAGCCAUUCUCUUUUGGAAGGGGCCAAUAUCGUGUUCUUUGUUGAAAGAAAAACGUUUUGUGAAAGCAGAGCCGAUCCUUCCUGAUUCCCUCAAUUGACCAAGCAGAGAGUUAUCGCAAAGGCUUGUUAUUUGUAUGUAUACGGCCAGUGAGUCUCAUUUAACCUUCGAGUCGUGAUAUCCAUCCAUCAAAUUCUAAUCUUGUUGAAACAAAAUUUCUUCUAUCAGGUAUGCAAUUAAAUAGAUUUCUUUAAUAUUUUACAUCAUGAUAAAACUAGCCAAUGACAAGAGAACCGUGUAUCUUAAUCCGAGGAGAGCCGUUUUCAAUGGAAUAAAAAUGAACUGGCAAUCUGUAUUUAGGUAGGCCCUGUUGCUUUUGAGCUUUGAACAUGAAAAUUCAACUCUUUUUUUUUUACUGCUGAUGUUCUCACAUGAUAUGUUGACAAAGAUUUCUUAAAGACAAUAGGUCUGUCGUUAUGAGAUAAAUUCUUAUUUUUCCAUAUUUUUUCCAUGAUACUUUUGAGCGUUGCAUUUUUUUCCUUUUCUUCUCUUUUUUUCUGGGAAAUCACACCCUGAAAAGUGAGAUUAUGUUAUUUUCCCCAUUUUUCAUCAAGAAAAUGAUUUAGACUGGCCUCUCAACAUUUCCCAAUAAAUAUUAGUUUCCGCUUUGUACCGAAUGUCAUCACCUUGUCUUUAGGGAAAUAUUUAAUUUUCCCAGAAGGAAUGAAAGACAACUUUCAUCAUACUUUACAACAGCUGGUAUAAAAAAUGCUCGCUUUUUGGGUUGUGAUUGAUUUUGGACAAUGAGUCAGUCGAUCCCGCCUCAACCUUUCUGCGUGAGUUAUAGAUCGCCAGGGUCAAAAGUCAAAGGUAAAAUGCUGGGGAUGGUGUAACCCACCCUCUGGUUGAAGAUCAAUCUCAUGGAGGGAUAAUAAACAUAUAUCAUGCACCAAAGCUCGCUCCAUUUACUUUCCAAAAUCUAAAUGCUCCCGCACCCCUUCCCCAAGAAAAUCUUACGUGUGUGGUCCGAAACAGGGACUCCUCGAAUAGGACAAUGACCAUAGCUUACAUCGGCCCGCUUUGCUAUCUGCCGAACAAAUGGAACGCCGUGUGUUAUUCUUCGUCCUGGGUGUUCUUGGAUCUUCAUGGGCACGUCCCCCCUUGUCCUCUGUGAUGUGGGAUCAUAGUGACCUUGAAUUGAAGCAACCGUAAUAUUUCAGUGGCAUCCGAUGCGCCAAGGCUGACACUUCCGUUGCAAAUCGUUCAUCCUCCAGGUGACGUGAACAGCAUCAGAGUUGGGUCUGGGACCAACAUACAGGAUAAUUCUCUGGUCCACGUCGCCAAGUCUAAUCUCGCUGGAAAGGUCCUGCCCACCAUAAUCGGCGACAAUGUCACCGUCGGUAAGCAAAAGCAGAGCACCCACCUUUUUGACUGAUGCUGCUGCCAUGGUGGAGCUGACGAGAAGUGGGAUGGAUCUUGGUGUUUUUUCUUUGCAUACAGGGCACGGCGCCACCCUGCACGGAUGCAUCGUCGAAGACGAGGCCUUUGUGGGCAUGGGCGCCGUCCUGCUCGACGGGGUUGUGGUCGAGAAGAAUGGGAUGGUCGCCGCCGGAGCCCUCGUGAGGCAGAACACCAGGAUCCCCACCGGAGAGGUUGGUCUCGUCCCUUCCCCUGUUUCCGGUCCCUCUGUGUUACGGUGGUCUCUCUUCUUCUUCUUCUCUCUCUCUAUCUCUGUCUCUCUGUCUCUCUUGUGAGGGUGAUUAUGAUGAUGAUUCGGUAGAGGUGGUGCGUUUGUGGGUAUGUGCGCAGGUGUGGGGGGGGAAUCCGGCGAGGUUUCUGAGGCGGCUGACGGAGGAGGAGCUCGCGUUCAUCGCGCAGUCGGCGGCGAACUACGGGAACCUGGCGCAGGUGCACGCGGCCGAGAACGUCAAGGGGUUCGAGGAGAUCGAGCUGGAGAAGGCCCUGCGCAAGAAGUUCGCCCGCCGGGACGAGGAGUACGAUUCCAUGCUCGGCGUCGUCCGGGAGGUGCCCCCCCAGCUCAUCCUCCCCGACAGCGUCCUCCCCGCCAAGUCACCCAAGCCGGCCCUCUGA
Molecule: messenger RNA, 6198 nt
Organism: Spirodela intermedia
Lineage: Eukaryota; Viridiplantae; Streptophyta; Magnoliopsida; Alismatales; Araceae
Source: the annotation of a GenBank genome assembly